This is a messenger RNA of Bactrocera oleae (olive fruit fly), 1319 nucleotides long. RefSeq lists its product as uncharacterized. NCBI's taxonomy places the organism in Eukaryota, Metazoa, Arthropoda, Insecta, Diptera, Tephritidae. The record is from RefSeq and is a predicted model, not a curated record.
GUUUGCUAAAUAUAUUUUUUAUCAUUGUAUUAUUGAGAAAAAAAUUUAUAAGUGAAAAAAUUUCCAAAAAAACAUUUAUUAAAUAUUUAUUUUCUAAAACCAUUAUGAAAGUUUCCUUAAAGAAAUACUAAAUGUUUGUAAUUUCAUUGCAGUUAAUAAGCGCCUUGCUUCUCUUGCCCGCCCACGCGUUCUGGUGGGCGCCAGCGACUGUGGCCCCCACAACCGAAUCGCCGCGAGUGCUUAAAGAGAUACCGCUCACCUAUUUCCGCAGCUACACCUACCAACCGAUCGCCGGCAAUCCUUUCGCCGCCUUCCCCUACUACCCACACGCGGCGAGCGCCAUGCCGUCGCCGCUGCUUGCGGGUCCUGCGCGUUACGAGCAUGGCACUUACCUGCAUGGCAGCGCAUAUCCUGUUAGUGUUGCAAUGUCACAUCCGCAGCAACAGCAGCAACAACAAUCAAUGCUGCCACAAAUGUAUCAGCUGGCACAGACGCCCGUGUUGCACGCGAGGCCGCCGCCGAGUCCAACAACUACCACCAGUACCACCAGCACUGAGCCGCCAACGACCACAAGCACCACCACUACUACAACAACGACCACAACACCGCCACCACCUACAACGACGACCGUAAGCAGCAGCACCAGCGCGACAAGCGCAGCCCUCUCGCAGCUGAGGGCGACUCAGCACCAGCCGCAACCUCAACCGUAUCCGUAUCCCUACCCAACCUACAAUCGUCGUGCCUACAUGGGUUACAACUCGCCUUCCUACCGACCGGCCUAUCCUUAUCCCGACUACACCGUUUAUAAGACCGCGCCAGCGACGCGCUUCAAUAGUCAGGGCGGACAAAUUCAGUUUGUGCCCUGUAUGUGUCCGGUAAAUGUGGGCGCUUCGGGCGCAGUGCAGCACCCGGCGAUGUCAGCGGAGGGACGCACCAACAGCGACGAGGACGCUGACUUUAGGCUGUUGGCGCGCGCUGAUGAAGUGAAUUUGCCUGUGGAACUGAGUGUGGUCACUGAGAGAGCGGCGCAGGAAACGGUUGAUGCGGAUAAGCUUAAAAGCGAAACUGAGGUGACAGCAAAGGCUGGAGCGGAGAAUGAAAUAACGGAAAAUUUGGUGCAAAAAGCGUCGGCGGCUGCAAUUGAGCAAUUGAGUACGAAUAAGGUUGACGAGCAAUCACGUGAUGUGGUGGAACAGGGCAGCACUAAGGAACAAAAUGGGGCGUAAAACUAAAACAUAUUAAAAAUUAGUAAUAUAUGUAGCAUAGAAGCGUGCUGUUAUAAUAUUAAUUAUAAUAAAGGCUUAUUUCAUAACAAUGUC